Messenger RNA from Gracilinanus agilis (Agile Gracile Mouse Opossum), 1367 nucleotides. RefSeq names its product eukaryotic translation initiation factor 3 subunit J (gene EIF3J). The record is from RefSeq and is a predicted model, not a curated record. Bases 1 to 1125 code for a protein of 374 amino acids. NCBI's taxonomy places the organism in Eukaryota, Metazoa, Chordata, Mammalia, Didelphimorphia, Didelphidae. Gene Ontology annotation, molecular function: translation initiation factor activity. The transcript has 8 exons. Gene Ontology annotation, cellular component: eukaryotic translation initiation factor 3 complex; cytoplasm.
AUGUCAGUCGCCCCUCCUCCUCCCUGGUCCCCUUCCCAGUUGCCCAUCCAUCAGUCUGUUCGUCCACCUGGCCCACCUGAAGCCCCGCCUCCUCCGCCCUCUUCUUCCGUACGGCUUGGUCCCACCCCUGCCCCGUUCGCGUCAAGGAGGAGGCGGUGCUCAGUCCGGUCAGCGCGCCUAGUUCCCGCGGCUCGUAGGGGGCGGGGCCUCGGGCGGGCUCUAGGGUCUGGGCCCGACGCACCGCCGCCGUCCCGGCGUGCCCCGCGUUGGCCAGCGAGAAGCUAUUCGGUGACUCACCACCCGCCCUCUCGCGCUCUCCUUCCCCCUUCCCUCCCUCUCGCACUCUCACACACCCGGCCCGAGAUGGCGGCGGCAGCGGGGGACUCGGACUCCUGGGACGCGGACACGUUCUCGGUGGAGGAGCCGGUGCGGAAGGCGGGGGGCGCGGCCGGCGGGGACCGCUGGGAGGGCGAGGAUGAGGAUGACGACGUCAAGGAAAACUGGGAUGACGAUGAUGAAGAAAAAAAAGAGGAGACAGAGGUAAAACCAGAAACAAAAGUUUCAGAAAAAAAGAAAAUAGCAGAGAAAAUCAAAGAGAAAGAACGGCAACAGAAGAAGAGACAAGAAGAAAUUAAGAAAAGGUUGGAAGAACCCGAAGAAUCAAAAGAGCUUACACCAGAAGAACAAUUAGCAGAUAAACUACGGCUAAAGAAAUUACAGGAAGAGGCAGAUCUUGAAUUAGCAAAAGAAACCUUUGGUGUUAAUAACACAGUCUGUGGUAUAGAUGCUAUGAACCCCUCUUCAAGAGAUGACUUCACAGAGUUUGGCAAGUUACUAAAAGAUAAAAUUACACAGUAUGAAAAAUCUCUAUAUUAUGCCAGUUUCUUGGAAGCAUUAGUUCGAGAUGUGUGCAUUUCGUUGGAAAUUGAUGACUUGAAAAAGAUUACCAAUUCAUUGACAGUGCUAUGCAGUGAAAAGCAGAAACAAGAAAAGCAAAGCAAAGCCAAAAAGAAGAAGAAAGGUGUGGUUCCUGGAGGGGGAUUAAAGGCUACAAUGAAAGAUGAUCUUGCAGACUAUGGUGGAUAUGAUGGAGGAUAUGUGCAAGACUUUGAAGACUUCAUGUGACAUUUCAUCUUCUCCCCAUUGUCUUCUUCUGUUGCCCACAGUCCCUUCAACAUGUAGCACACAACUUCCUUUCCUUUCAGUUCUGCCAAAUGCUACAAUCAGAAGUGCAGUAUCUUUGUGCUGGUUACUUAACCCCUUGACACUUAGGUGCUAAUGCAAUGGGGAACUCAGUUCUUGUUGCCAAGGGGUUAAAAUCGGGAAACUUGGUUGCUACUAAAUCACAGUAAAAGAAAUCCUAAUAA